AUGAAGACACCUCCCGUAGAGAUACUUACGGAUAUCUUCCUACUCUGCUUGCCUACCCCUCCAACGCCUUUACAUCCCGACGAUGCGCCUAUAUUGCUGACGCGUGUCUGUCGAGAGUGGCGAGGUCUAGCGUUAGCGACACCGCACUUAUGGACAACCUUGCGUCUGUCGACUUUCGAUCACCCCUCCAUCGUUUCUGCGCUUCAGCAGUGGCUCUCCCUCUCUCAGACUUUACCGCUCACUAUCGACGUCGACAUCGCCAAACCCAACGGCAAUCAUUCUAUCUCACAGAAUGUAUGCAUACAGGCUAUAUGUGGCGAAGCCACUCGAUGGUCGACUCUACAGCUGCGGCCUUUUCAUUCAAGUGCUCUCCGCGAUAUCUCCUACUUCCUUUCCCCUUCUUAUAGCCCCAUUCUCAAGAAGCUGGCACUAGGCUUUCAUCGCAACGACAACCGAGACAUUGACAGCGACGACUCUCUGCAUAUUCUUGAGAGCCUCGCUGGCUGCCAACGAUUGACGUCUCUCUCUCUCACUGGCUGGGCUCAAGUUCUCUCCUUACGGCUCUCACCGAGUCUCUCCCUUCGUCAUCUCUGCCUGUCGUUCCACUGCGACAGAGCUUCUCCACUUCGGAUACCAACCUUCGUCCAGUGUAUGUCCAACUGCACGAUGCUCGAAUCGUUAGAGCUCGACCUACCGUUUACAUACAUGGCCCGUCCAACCCAUACCUCUCAAACGUUCGCCCUGCCGCACCUUCGUAUCCUGAAGAUGACCCUCGGUUAUUUCGAUCUCUUCUGCGAAGUUUUCCUGUCAUUCUCAGUACCGACGUCCUUAGAAGAGUUUUAUAUCACAACGGGAGACAACGCCUUCUACGGUCCUGCCGCGGACUGGUUAGCGGAACUUUUCUCCAACUGUUCUCGCACACUCCGGAAGGUCCAUAUAGAUGUCACCUGGGAUUAUAUGUUCGAGUACCCCUGUGUUCGAUCGUCUUUCUCUCAUCUCUACGCUCUUCAGUCCCUGUCCAUACGCGGAUUGCGGUAUUUUUCCCCGUAUCUCACACCUGUCCUCCGUUCCUUCAUCCUCGACCUCAGCCACGACUCGUCGCCACAAAACGUCGUAUUACAACACUUACUGUUGGCGUCUUACGACUCACGCGAUGCCGCCGCAAUGCGCGUCGCUCAAGGUUCCCCUCUCUAUCGAGAGUUCUUCGAGUCAGUGAUCGAUCUCGUUCGCUCGCGGCGAGAUUUUGCUGCCGAAGCGACGACCAGUGAUGGGGAAAAGGUUCAUCGCCUUUCAUCAUUCGUGUUCGAAGGUCUUCCGGAGCUGUACAAAGUCAAAUGGUCGGGAAAGUUAGCGUACGUUGCGGAUAGUCGAGAUAUCAUCGCGGAGUUGGUGGAUGGAGCAUCAGGGAUGAGCUAG
Molecule: messenger RNA, 1416 nt
Organism: Stereum hirsutum FP-91666 SS1
Lineage: Eukaryota; Fungi; Basidiomycota; Agaricomycetes; Russulales; Stereaceae
Exons: 1
Coding region: 1-1416 (471 amino acids)
Source: RefSeq, a predicted model, not a curated record